Molecule: messenger RNA, 447 nt
Organism: Diaporthe citri
Lineage: Eukaryota; Fungi; Ascomycota; Sordariomycetes; Diaporthales; Diaporthaceae
Exons: 2
Coding region: 1-447 (148 amino acids)
Biological process (GO): translation
Cellular component (GO): ribosome
Molecular function (GO): structural constituent of ribosome
Source: RefSeq, a predicted model, not a curated record
AUGUCGCGGCUCUUCGCCCAGUCAGCGCUCCGCGCUGCCGUCCGAGAUGUCGCACGACAACCUGCCAUGACGAGGUCCUUCUCCUCCCUCCCGACCCUGCGCCCAGGCAUAUCCGCACCACCCAGCAUCUUCGCACGGAGGCCAGCGACCGGGCUCCUCAUGCCCAGCACCUUCACACCAGCAGCAGCAACGACGGGGGCAGCAGACGCAAUGGGAGGAACAUUAACAGCGGAUGUCGUGCCCAGCACCGCGAUCACGUCGCACCCGGCGCUCGCGGGCGUGGGCUCGCAGAUCCGCUGCGGGCCCCGGCGGCACAUGAACAUGAACCGGCCGUCGCGGCUGAUCCGCAUGCGCAGGCACGGGUUCCUGAGCCGCAUCCGCACCAAGACCGGGCGCAAGACGCUGCAGAGGAGGAAAAUCAAGGGCAGGAAGAUGCUGAGUGCUUGA